Candidozyma duobushaemuli is the source of this 714-nucleotide messenger RNA. It is a transcript of the gene RKI1, whose product is annotated as ribose-5-phosphate isomerase. Gene Ontology annotation, molecular function: ribose-5-phosphate isomerase activity. The transcript has a single exon. Gene Ontology annotation, biological process: D-ribose metabolic process; pentose-phosphate shunt, non-oxidative branch. The coding region runs from base 1 to 714 and encodes 237 amino acids. Gene Ontology annotation, cellular component: intracellular membrane-bounded organelle. NCBI's taxonomy places the organism in Eukaryota, Fungi, Ascomycota, Pichiomycetes, Serinales, Metschnikowiaceae. The record is from RefSeq and is a predicted model, not a curated record.
AUGUCCAAUCUCAUUGAGUCUGCCAAAAAGGCCGCUGCCUACAGAGCUGUUGAUGAAAAUCUCCCAGACCACGCAAAGGUCAUUGGAAUUGGCUCCGGCUCCACUGUCGUGUUUGCUGCUGAGAGAUUGGGCCAGUUGAGCAACAAGGACCUGUUUGUGUGUAUCCCCACAGGGUUCCAGUCGAGGCAAUUGAUCAUCGACAACGGUCUUCAUCUUGGUACGAUCGAGCAGUACCCUAAGGUGGAUAUUGCCUUCGAUGGUGCGGAUGAGGUGGAUCCUAAGCUCAAUUUGAUCAAAGGUGGAGGAGCCUGCUUGUUCCAAGAGAAGCUCGUGGCCCAGGCGGCAAAGACUUUUGUGGUUGUUGCUGAUUUCAGAAAGAAGUCCCCAGACUACCUCGGUGUGCUGUGGAGAAGAGGCGUGCCGAUCGAAAUUGUGCCCAACUCGUACGCCAAGGUGACUCUUGAUUUGAAGGAAUUGGGUGCCGACACCGUGAUUCUCAGACAGGGUGGCACUGCCAAGGCCGGUCCAGUGAUUACAGACAACAACAAUUUCAUCAUUGAUGCUGACUUUGGCCUGAUUGAGGACCCUGUGGAGUUGCACGCUAAAAUCAAGGCUUUGGUGGGCGUGGUGGACACCGGCUUGUUCACGAAAAUGACUGCUAAGGCAUACUUCGGAGAGGAAGAUGGAGAGGUUGCCGUCUGGGAGGCCAAGUAG